GCAGGGCUGCGUGUCAGGGCGGCCGUCCCCAUCCCGGCCCUUUGUGCAGGGAUUGUUCUGGCUCUUUCGGGGCGGCUGCGGGGCUGUGCUGAGCCAGGCCCUGGGCAGCGACCCGCUGACUCACGCCGUGUGUGGGGCUGCUGAGCUGGCAGGGACGUGGGGCCCGGCCCCCCCCUUCCCCCACACACACUGCAGCAGGGCUGGGGGCAGCUCCAAUUCCGCAGCCCCUCCUGCCCUCUCCUGCUGCCUUCAGACUGGGCAUCCCCGGUACCCUCCUGGCACUGCAGUGUGAGCAGGGCUGGUCCCAUCUGCUGCUCCCCGCCCCCCCCUUCAUCUCUGCAUUCCCUCCUUUCAUCUCUGCCUUUCAUCUCCCACCUGAGCACCUCAUGCUGGUUGUCGUGGCAACGCCCCAAAUUGCCCCUGCUUGUUGCCGUGGCACCCACAGCCAUCCUGGGGUGCCCGAGCCCGAUUUCAGACCCCUGCAGCUCCUGCCAUGGCUGUGCCCUGUUGGCAGACCUCUUGUGUGUUUUGGGGAUGCCCUGGGUGUGGGCACCCUCCCCACAUCGAGGGGGGUUGGCAGGACGAGGAGCUGGGAGGUGCCCCUGCUGCAGGCAUCCUCUGUGCUUGCCUUGGUCCUGCAGCUGCACCAUGGCCAUAGGGGAGGAGCUGCACAGCGGGCGCUUCUGGCGGGAGGUGUUGGCUGAGGCUGUGGCAACGCUCAUCUUUACUGGGGUGGUCCUGGGAGCUUCAGCUGCCCCCGGCCCCCUAGUGCCAGCCCUGGCCGGGGGGCUGGCAGCUGGGACACUGAGCUGUGCCCUCGGAGCACCCCAGGCCAACCCAGCACUCACCCUGGCACUGCUCUGCACCCACAAACUGGGUGCCCUGCGUGGAGCUGCUGUGCUGCUGGCACAGUGUGCCGGGGCUGUGCUGGCUGCCACUGCUGCACGCCUGGCACUGCCGGAUGACACCGGAAUGGUCACCAGGGUGAGUGUCCCUGUCCCUGUGCCCAUCCCGGUGCCGGUGGGUGCUGAGGCUCUGCCGUGCCCACAGGUGAGUGCAGCAGGGACAGCAGGGCAGGCAUUGUGCUGGGAGAUCUUUGCCACCUUCCAGCUGGCGCUUACCACCUUUGCCUCCACCAACCAUGAGUCUGUCCCCACCGGGCUGGCCCUGGGCUGUGCCAUCAUUGCUGGAGCUCUGACUGCGGGGCCAUUCUCGGGGGGCAGCAUGAACCCGGCCCGCUCACUGGGGCCUGCCAUCGUCACCGGCAUCUGGGACAACCACUGGGUGUACUGGGUGGGACCGGUGCUGGGUGCUGUGCUGGCUGGGCUCUGCUACGAGUUCAUCUUUGGCCCUGGUGCCUCCCGGGAGAAGCUGUGUGCCUGCCUCACCUGCCGAGACGUGGCAUUGGUGGAGACCACCACCCCUUCCCCCUCCUCACCUUCCACUGCCCCCCUCAGUGCUGCUCGUACCCCCCCAGCCUCCCAGGGCCAGGGCAUGGCCUGAUGGGAGAGCCAGGGGGCUCCUGCACUCUUGCCUCCUUCUCCCCCCCCUCAAACCAUCCUCUUCCCCAUUGGGAUUAAAGAUGACUUUAGGCCAGAGAUGAGCGCAGAGUGGUGC
Phasianus colchicus (ring-necked pheasant) is the source of this 1617-nucleotide messenger RNA. Its product is annotated as aquaporin-2-like. Gene Ontology annotation, biological process: water transport; transmembrane transport. The record is from RefSeq and is a predicted model, not a curated record. Gene Ontology annotation, molecular function: water channel activity. Lineage: Eukaryota; Metazoa; Chordata; Aves; Galliformes; Phasianidae. Gene Ontology annotation, cellular component: plasma membrane.